Cydia pomonella (codling moth) is the source of this 6944-nucleotide messenger RNA. RefSeq lists its product as uncharacterized. The transcript has a single exon. The record is from RefSeq and is a predicted model, not a curated record. NCBI's taxonomy places the organism in Eukaryota, Metazoa, Arthropoda, Insecta, Lepidoptera, Tortricidae. The coding region runs from base 477 to 1787 and encodes 436 amino acids.
GGUUAAACUAUAAUACGUAGGGCGAGGCGAAUUUAUUCCUUUUAAUUUUAGUUUCGAAAAAUAAAACAAUCGAUCGAUUACAUCGAAAUGUAUUUUGAAACGUACAUCACUAGUAGGAAUUCACCUGUCAUACAGGAAUUUGUUAUGAAGUGGGGACGGAGCGGAGCGAGGCGGGGAGAGCUCGUUCGCGAUUGCUUGCUCGUGUGUUGCACAGUUCUGUAAUUUAAUUAUUAUGUAGAUUAUCAAAACUUACCCCAUUGUUGUCGGUUCACAUAAAAUGUAAAAAGCCACCGCGUAUUCUCACGGAACGAAGAAAGUUGAAUGAGAAAAGUAUCAGACAGUGUUGUGGAUCUUACAGUGAUUGGAAAUUUGGAAUUGUUUGUUCGUGCCAUGGCAAGCUAAGUGCUAAUCAAUAAAUAACUCGGAAACUUAGUGAAAUCUCGUGUUUAAUACUGAAGUUUGGUCAAGUUUACUCGAUGGCGGGUUUUCAAGCGAGCGACACAAUGCCGAAACUCGGUCAUGUGGGGGACCUGCGCGAGCAGUGGCUGGUGCGCGCGGACGGCGCGUUGGCGCACCGCCUGCAGGACCGCGAGAUCUCCUCGCACCUUUGCGAGAACAGGUUCCGCAACCAGCAGAUCCGCGAGGACUUCCCGGUGGCGCUGAGCGAGCAGCAGGGGCUCGAGCACGAGGCGCGGCUGCGUGAACUCGCGCGCCGCCGCCAGGCGGACGUGGAUGCCGACAUCGCGCGAGAGAUGGCCGAGAUCAACCUCCGCCGCCAGCGCCGCCAGCACACAGACCUCAUCCGGCCCAGCUCCUCGCACACUCCGCCCGAACCGGCCCGGGCGGCUCCCGUCAAAUCUCCGCCUAAGCUCUUAGACGGCAUAGCGCCGGAGGAGCUGGGGCUGUCGCCGGCGGAACUUGAAGAACUCAGAUUGAGGUUGGAGCAGGAAGAGAGAGAUGCUCGGCUCGCGAGGCAGUUAAGCAGCGAGGUACAGGAGCAGGACGUCCUGCUGGCGGACAUGCGCUGCGCGGUGGAGGCGCAGGACGGUGAGCUGGCACGCCUGCUGCAGGAGCGCGAGUACAAGAAACUUCAGCGAGCCAAGGAGAAGGCUCGACAGAAAGCCCUCCUCAAGAAACAGCAGCGCUUGGCAGCCCAGCAAAUAGACACGCCCGACACCAGCCAGGCCACACUCUGCGACGCCUACAGCAACCCCAGGGACAUGAUACGCGAUAAUAGAUUAAGGCUUUGCAAAUCUGUGGAUUCAGAUCUGAACUAUGUAGAGCCUUUCGAAAAGGAACAUAUUCAAUCAAAAGCCAGCGCCCUGCAGGCCAAGGAGAUGUCCAAACAGUACUACAAUGACCAACCCGGCACAUCCACUGUAAAUAUAAAUAAUGUGACACAUGUGCACACCAGGUCUUUUGAAUCUGAGCGCACUGCAUCCAAUUCUGGGACGUCAUCACUUCAGCACAGGCAGCCUCCACCUCCACCUACAUCUGGCAAGAAGCCCCGCUUUCCUGACCCAGUGAGUAUCCGACCGGCUUCUCACUAUGCUGCAGAGACCAGUGACAGUCCUCCGCAAACAAUUCCGCACAGCUACAGUGAGAACAACAAUCUAUACAGCUCCACAUUCCCCCCGGACCUGCCAGGCCCCCAGCACAUGGACAGACACCAGGACAACUCCAAGAGGUUGUCUGUGAUAUCCGACAUCACUGCCGAGGGCCUGGCCAAAAAGAAGAGCAAGCAAGCUGAGAUGCAUAAGAAGAGAAAGGGAUGCAAGAUACAAUAGAUAUAUUUACAUGUUUAGUCUUGCAGGUUUGUCGAUUUCUUCUUGGUUAGAAAGAUUGUUUUUAACACAUUGACAGUAGUAUCUGGUCAAAUGGCCCAAUGCAUAAGCAAUGUUAAAAAAAAGCUUUGCAAUAGUUUGUGAGUUUGGUGAGCAUGACGAUUAUUGCAAUCUCAAAUUUAAAACAAAGGCUCAAAAUAUUCAUGCUUAUUCCUAGAUUUGUCUACACUUUACACACCAUGAACUGGGCAUAUGAGUAAUGCUGCCUUCCCACUGGCGCGAAGAUGACAGGAGACAUGCAGGAAUCAACCAAUAGAAAUCCAGCAGAGCAGGAGACGUGCAGAAAUCAACAAUGCUAUUAGUUGAUUUCUGCACGUCUCCUCUCAUCUCCCCUCAUCUCUGCCCGAGUGGGAAAGCAGCCUAAAGUUCUCAUAUGGUGUAGUGUGUUCAAAUACAAAUAGCCCAAAAUACUUACUUUUUGUAAGUUCAAUUUAUUUUGUAGUAUUAUACGAUGUGUAAGGCAGUAUCUAUUUUUAUUCUCUGGCAGGGACCUGCAGAACCAAUGAACGAGCCAUUUUUGUAACUUUAAGGAGCAUGUGCCUUGUAGGAUUAGGGGAAAAUUACAUUCCAAUUUAAUAAUUAUUAAGUGUUACACAAAAUUGCAGGUUGAGUCACGUUUGUCUUCUGAUAAGCUAUGAACACACUGUUUUAUAAACAUGAAAACGUGAUCUAUUGCAAUGUAGUCAAUUAUUCCAAUAUGGAACUAACAUAUCGUAUUUAGGCGGCAAUUAGACUAUCAUAGAAAUAAUCACAUAUAAUAUAUAAAGGAUCCGAUUUUACAGUAAUCCUACAAUUAUGAUCAAAUACGUCAAAUUUGUUAAAAUUUUAAUUGUUGUUAUUACACCAUAAUAGGUUCUUCAUUUAAAUCUGUAUCUAUGAUAGUCUAAUUACGGUCUUAUCUCAUGCUGUAUUUAUUCCAUUAUGACAAUGUAUCCGAUUGUCCAUGCCUACGGAGGCACUUACUAGAAACUCUUGACAUUGAUACUCUUGUUAGUACUCUAUGAGUCUAUACUAAUUGUCUCUCUAUUAUUUCAUAUUGUAAUGUAUAAAGGCCAGUCCAGACGGGAUGGUCAACCGAUUUGAUCAGAAAAGAAAUGUGCGUCAAUCUCCAAUUGAAUUACCAAUUUUAGAUUUAUGGAGAUCUAUAUUAAGCACUCUAAAUAAGAAAAAUGCCCCCAAACGCGAAUAUUUGCUUCAAAAAUUGGUAUUCUUGCGUCCGCACCUCCAUUUUAUGGGUAAUAUCAAUCAUGAUCGCGUCCGCACUACCUGAUUUGAUCAUACGAUUUCACGAAGAUCAGGUUGGCAAAAAUUGUUCCCGUCUGGACUGGCCUUAACUCUUUGCUAAAGGGAUAAAAAACUUAUAUUUGCUCAAAAUUUCUCAAUUAAAAUUGUAAUCUCAAUUAUUUACAUUUAAUUGAUAAUAUUAUAACCUAAUUACCUAUAGGUAUUUGAUUUGGAAUAUCUGGUUUGUACUUAUUUCAGUAGAGGAUAAAUUAUUUAGACUGAAAAGAAGGUCUAAUCUAAUAAUGGUAGAUUUUUAUGUAUUUACACCAGGAUUAAAUGGCCACCAUUUCAAACCAGUAUGUGAGAAUUUUUCAAUGGCUCAUCAUUAUCAAAAGUACAAUGAUCAUUAAAAACCUACUUUGAUAAUAAUAUCGUACCUACCUACCAUAUGUAGGAUAAGUACUACAUGAGCAAUUCCUUUUUUUACUCAACAUUAUGAUGAGUGUUUAUGUCAUUCCAUCCUAUCUAAUCUUCUAUGUAUAUGGUGCUCAGAGUAAUUCUCACAAAUGUUAAAAUAUAUGUAUCAGUAUUUAUAUAGCUAUUUAUAUUAUGUAACACUUGGAACUGAUCAAAUAUUCACAUCGCCUUAUUUAUGUCUAAAUAUGGACGGAAUUAUAAAACAUAAAUGGGUAUUUAAUAUGCAUAUGGCUUAUGCAUACGCUAUAGCGUUACGGUUGUGUAAUGUCGAUACGGUUAUUACUUAACACUUAAGUGUCGUUAUAUACGGAAGUUCUAGAGGUAUUCAAUCAAAAUGCAAUUAGCACAAAAAAUAUCUAGAUAAACUGUUACCGAUUUAGGGGCCGGCAAUCUUUUGUUAAGAAGAGCUGACUGCAAAUACUGUUUUCAGUGGUCAGUGAACAGUUAAGUGUUAAUAUUUUAGGUAGCUUGAAGAGCCGCAAUUAAUUUGUUAAUUCCAACAGCCGCGGUUUGCCUACCCCUGCUAUGCCACAUCUUAUUCAUACUAUAAUUGCAUAAUCUACAUUCAGGCCACCCUACACUAGCGUCUCCCUAGCGUCAGCGUCUAGUCAACUCUAUGGCUGCUGCUCGACACACGUUGGCGCAACUGCGCAGCGACGCCAUUUUCCAUAGCGCUUACUAGACGCCGACGCUCAAAAGACGCUAUUGUGGGGUCUACGAGCUAUAGCCGGGGUACAGCCAAUUACAGUUGGUCUUUGCCGCCCCUAUAGUUUACAAAAAAAAACUUUUUGAGGCAGGAGAUGCUGUAAUAGGUUUAGAUACCUAUUGGAAGCUGUGUUAUAUCUGUUGAAUGCUCGUCAGCAUAAGGCUGCCCAGCCACUGUGGCGGAGCGGAGGCACAUUUCCGCUCCGCUCAGCCUCUGGACAGACAGCCUAACAGGUAGCGACUGUGAUUUUCGCGAGGCUAUUCAUUAUCUCCAGGGCUAUUUCUGUACUUAAUAAUUCCAGGAAUGAACCGGGGGUCGACACACAGCCGCGUAUUACACUAAUCACCUUCGGGGGAUCUUAUGCCUUUGUGAUUAAGUUCAAAUUUGAUCAGUCAAUUGUCGACGGUGAUACGGCUUCGGUCAUCCAGAUCGGGUAUCUGCAACACGAUGUGCUAUAAAUCUUAGGGGAAAAAUUUCUAGCUGUAUCUCUCUCUUCUCUCAAUGGAACAGAGUGCUUAAUUGUAAACACAUGAUUUUGAUUCCUUUGAGCGCGACAACAAUUUGACAACAUGUGAUGUGUUAUAGCGACCCAUGGCCCUUUGAUAUAUUUUGUGUUAAUUUGCAUUAUGAUUGAUAACCACUUUUAUUAGCGUUUUAUCUAGUUAUUCCUUUUCAUUAGCAGUAGACAGGUCUGAGGGCCUACCGCGAAGCGGACACCAAAAUUUUUUAGGUAUCUGCCUCUGUAUCGCACCUGCAUUGUCUAGUGACUCUAGCGCUAGAGAGGCAAAUAUAACGAAAACUCGACGUUAGCGGUAAAUCCUGUUAGAUUUUUUUUUUCAUAUCCGCUCUGUAUGUCAUGAUAUGAAGAUGAUUAAGUCAGUGGUAGCUAUGACUUUAAGUAUGUAACGUUAGUUAGUAUGUUAAGUUAAUCAGCUAGUCUUCGUCUUCGUAUAUUUUUGAAGUCUGUUGUUUCUUUCCAUUUCGAUUUUUGUAAUGAUCAAAAGAAAUAUUUUUGUUUGAGUUGAUUAUUUUCGGAAUUCUUAUUUUAAUUUGAAAUGGCGGUAUAAUUUUCGAUUUUAGAAUUUUUAUUAAGUGUUUUGUAAACAACUUCAAGUAUUUUAAGAAUCUUGUAGAUAAUGAUUGUACCUCGUGUGACGAAAUGAGACGGUUAUACAUUUCUUGUACCCUCUAAUUUUUAUUGAAGCUAAAAUGAAAGUUUCCUUUGUUUCCUAUGACAUAUUUUUGAACUUUUGGGCAACUUUCCGCAACUUGCAUAUAUUAUAUAUAUAGAUAUGCAAGUUGCGGGAACUACGAGUGAUUUAUGCCUGUUGCCUUCAGUGCUCCGACAACAAGGCUAACAAGGCAAAUCGCCGGGUGUAAACGCGCCCUAUUAACCUACGUAAGACCGUCUCAUUUCGCUGACACGAUUAAUUAACUAAGCUUUAAUUGCAAUCUUUGGCCUUGAAUGUGCCUUAACGGAACCGAACCAAACUCGAUUAUUUAUUACUUACUCGAUAAUUAGCCAUAAGGUUUACACUAUUUUAAGGGAUUAGGGUACUGCGAUACCUAGCUGUCAUGCGUACAGUCGGACUCAAAAGUCGAUAGUGGGUACAGUCGUCUACUAUAAUAUCUUGCGCAACAAAAGCGUGCAAAAAUAUAUACCUAGGUGUUAUUGCUGGUGACUGUCCCUAGUGACUUUUUAAACUGUACAUUCGACGUCAGAAAUAUGUUUACACUUUUGCUCUUUACUCCUUCAAGGGUUUUGGAAGGGGGAUAUUUCGUAAGGCUUUGCUCAUAAAGCCUUUUUAUUUGGCUUUUUAAGCGCUUCAUAACACGGGUAGAUACUCGUUUCUGAGCGCUAUAACUAUAACCUCUUGCUUGGGGGUAUUCAUUAUAACACUUAUGCCAUUUUCAACUUUCUCUUCGUAAAAAUAUAAUCAAAUAUUGCUUAUUUAUGUUUAAAGUGAAGGACUAGCGCAAUGACAACACAAUUGUCAUAGUUUUUUUGAUUCAGGAAGGGGAUACUCCUUCAUUUUAACGGUAUCUCUUAAAGGAAAACCCCUCUAGGCCCCUUAGCUCUAGGAGCUAAGUCAAAUGAACGGGUAAUCAAUUCAAAGAGAAAACUAAUCGUUGGGGCUAUUCAAUAAACCCUUAUUUAAGCCAUUUAAAGGGAAGGGGUGGAUGGGUCCCUGUUAGUAAGGCAAAAAUUGUAAACAUAUCUUUGACGUCGACUGCACAAUUUCACUAAAAUCAAUGCGACCAAAUCCGUCUGCGGAAAAUAACGUAUACAAGCGUUUUUUUUUUUUGUAACAAUAGUACACGAUUGUUAACUUCAUCGACAAAGCAGCAAGUGCUUUUAGUUCCAACAAUUCAAAAGCCAAUCGGCUCUUUUUCCUAAUACAGUUGAACAAAAAAAAAAUACCUAUGCUAGUGUACGGAAUUGUCCGCAGACGGAGUUGGCCGCAUAGACCUUUCCUAUAUACUAAGGUGUUUAUAAGGUGAAAACGUUCUGAUUAACACACAGGGUGAUAUUUUAUUUAGCAUAUUUUCUAAUUAAACUUCACAAGCGGUGUUUAUUUACUCAACUUUUGUAAUUGUCCUAAUUAAUGAUCAUUUUUAGAGAUUGUAUUUUAGUUAUUUUAUACGAUUGAUUAUUAAAUGAGAAUUAUUAAAAUCUGUUUGUACCAGAAGAA